ACGGAAGAGAGUGGACAGCAAGAGGAGGGAGAAGGAACAAUGGAGGAACUGAGUGGACUAGUUGGAAACAUACCAGUACAACCAAGGUUUACCCUCUCAGUCUGUCGGUCGUUGCAUUCUCAUGUAGUUCAGCUAGUAAAGGAUCAGCUGGGUAAGAGAGGGCUCCAACCAUCAGAUGUUAUACUGAGAACGAACAUCAAGUUCCUAACCAGUGCAGCUGGACUCGCUGAAGUAAGACUCUUUGUCGCCGAAAAGUUUGAACAAUGGGUUCAAAACUCUAAGAUGGUGAAGCAGGUACAAGAGUUGCUCUCUACAGUCGCCAUUAAUUCUCAUCAGAAUACUCCGGAGGAUGUGAGAGUCUUAGAGACGCUCCUUAACGUCAAGCUCAAGACCAGGUUCUUCUCACAGAACUACGUCUCUUGCAUAAAGGAGUUUGUUAGUGUCCACCAAAGUUACAUUAGCAUUGUAUUAAGACGAGUAGUUAACAAUGAGUUAUCUCAGACCGUCCGUCAACCGACCAACAUUCAAGUGUUGACCAGCAUAGUCCAACAGUAUCCUGAAGAAUCCAUGAAAGUAUUAGGUUCUGUAUUUCAGGAUUUUCUUUGUCGCAAGGAAGAUUUCUUGCGCGCUCUGAGAGGGUUUUUACGAGAGCUUGUUAGACGUUGCGAGGGUUUCCCGUUUAGCGUGUUCGCUCGCUCUCUGAUGCAACAAAGAUCGGAACCGGAGUAUAGCGCCUUGGACCAACCUCACAAAGAGCGAAUGGCUACCUCUCUAGCUGAUCUCAUAUCUGUUACUUGUCUCCUCUCAGUCUCUGCUAGUAUAAGAGAGCUCUAUUCCAGUUAUAACAAAGGGGACAAGACUCAUUCUCAGUCUCUGGCUCAGUUCUUUGACACUCUUGGUCUGAUACAGCGUGAUGCUGUCUGGUGGGUCCACUCCAUCCUACCAAACUUCCUCAGACCUCAACCCUCCGACUAUAAAGCCUGUCUACGUAAGGUAUUAUUCCUGGAGCCUCAUGAUUCUUAUUGCGGUAAAGAUAACUGGCCACCAGAGACUGAGAGAGGAGCCAUUCUUCAACUGAUGACAGAGUGCUCACUGAAGGGAGACACUCUCAUGAGAAUACUGGUCAUAGGCCUGGAUAGGGAUUUGCCUCUAUCCCCGAGUGAUGCUCUAGAUAUCACUGAUAAACUGGUUGCUAGAGCAGCCAAUGUUCAUACUAAUGAUAUUCCUCGUGUUCCAUCAUUGGAUAAGAGAGAGCUCUUUGAUGCUAUUUUUGAUAUAACUGCCUAUCGUCCUCCCUCCUCCAUAAUGCUCCCAAAGUCUUACAAACCUCCCGAUCUUGCCAUCUCUAAGUUGUAUUGGAAAGGAUGGCUCCUUCUCCUUGUACUAGCUGCCUUUAAUCCUAAAACAAUUGGUUCAAUAGCUUGGAGUGAGUACCCAAUGCUGCAGGCUAUGAUGAUAAUGGUCAUGACUAAUGAAUAUUCACAUUCACUGACCAUUGCAAAGUCCAACAGAGAAGCAUCAUCAUUACAAGAAGAGAAGAUAGUCCAAGAAGAGAAAGAGGUGAUAUUGACAUACGAGAAUCACCUAGCUGUAUCUUCAUCAUCAACUGAAACUGAAGUGACAGAGUCAAACAGUUACCUCUUGAAUCAAGUGAUGUUGCUUGACCCCAGAGGACCAGCGAGGAAGCUUCCCUCUUCAGCACUAGAGCUUAUAAAGACUGUCAAUGGCUCAUUGAGAUUAGGCCAGUUACUGUGUCAGUGCAGACAGCCUGACUUCCUGCUAGAGAUAAUACAGCAACAGGGCACCAGUAAAGCAAUGUCGUGGUUGAGAGAUCUUAUAGAUGGGAGUCAUUCUUCACUGGAUGUUCUUCCUGUCCCUUGUCUGUGUGAGUUCCUCAUCACUAGCUAUCAGGAGAAGAGGUCCCUCGGUAGUUCUGCUAAGCAUGAUGGCUCUGAUGCUGAUGGAGCUGGAUCUCAUCGGACUCACUUUAAGAGACGACAAAGGACAAAAGAGAAGGUUCAUUAUCAACACGAUCAGAUUAUCGGUCGUUUGAGGUCACUAAUAUUCAGUUCAUCCAAUCCUGAGAGUGUACUGGAUAUACUGGAGUAUUUCAUUAGUAAACUAACAUCAUCAUCUUCCUCGCAGUUAGCACUAAAAUCAUUGCAAGAUAUCCUCCUUCCAAACUCUCCUCCAGGAGGAUCAAUGGACAUUAAAAGUGAAGAGAGGCCCUCCUCUUCGUGGCUUUUAAAUCACAUUCCAUCUCUGAGCGUUUUUCCGACCAUAUCGACCCAACUAGUCUCGUCUGUUCUCAAAGCUUGCUGUCAUGAGCUAAACACGCAUCUCUUCAUGUCUUACCUGCUCUUUAUCACCACUCACUCCCCAAGAGACAACAGGCUCCCGUUAAUAGGUACAGAGCUAGCUGUCCUUCUCUCUAGAAGGUUCCCUUUCUUUAAGAAAGCUUACCAAAGUGCCCAGUCUCCUCUCCAACUCCUCCUCUCUCUCCUGGACCUGUUCCAGAUUACACUGGAAGCAGCUGUGAAACAAGACUUUCAACCGCCUUCAUCUUAUCCUGAAGCUGAUCUUGUAAUCCUCUCCCUCCCUUCUCUCUCAGACGAUUGUGAAAUUGUCGUUGUUACUCAAUUCGUUGAUGCUGUUUUUCUAGUUCUUUCCCUCAUGCCACCAGGCAGCCCAUUGACCAGCCCAGGGGAGUCCCUCUUUAAUGCACUAUUACCAGACAGUGAGCAGGGGAGACCAGCUCAGGCUCUUUCCAUGGGGACCAGAGAGCCACAGCAGCUAGCAAAGGGACACGUACUAGAGACUCUCUUCAUUAAUCCUAACACUGACCUCACGCGUAGACUCAUCAGCACUCUAAAUGAGAAGCAAGUGUGUCACCUACUCUCACUGUAUGGCGUACCAUUAGUUAAUAUGGACCUUGUUCUUUAUACAUUAGAUCAAAUGUGUGAUAAUGAUGACUUUGUUCUAUAUCCUGAUGUUAAAUCUCUACUAGGUCAAGUGAGGAGGCAGCAUAUACGUGGUUGUACUAGCGGACACAAGUUUCUCUCUUACCUAGCGACCAGGCAGCAGAAGCAGCAGCAUCCUAAGUAUUCCUCUACUACUAGUAGUGUCUCUAUCAAUAAGAGGACACAAGAUGAGGAGGUUCCUAUGUCUGUGUGUCCUACUACUGCUACUGUGUCUUUGCUCAGUAUUGAAGAAGCUGUUUCGAUUGUUUUUGAAUCACCAGAUGACCCUAGAUCUGGGCCAGCUGCUCAGAGAUUGGUUUUGUAUCUGUUGUCUUUACUGAGAGAUGAUCAUUAUUUGGAUGCUAAAGGAACAGACUCAUCUGUACUGGGUCUUAUCAUUAACAAAAUGUCCUCCAUUUCUCCGUCUUCUCUCGAUCCUGUCUUCAAGCAGUCAUACUCAUGGAAUCUGUUCCAUUUAAUAGCUCGCUCACUCCUUAAGCUCUCCCCUACUCUCACUAAAGCUUAUCUUGAGUCCUCUCUCUCUAUCAUCAAAGCAACUGGCUCUGGCUCCAAACCCAGACAAAUACUUGGGUCUUGUGUGGCACUCUUAACCCCCCAGCCGCUUAACAUCCCUUCCUUCUCUUUCAACAAAGGCUCUCACGCUAGCAAAUCUCCUGGCAUCGUCAUCCAGCCUGGGCAUGAUUUAGAAGAGACGCUGCUUCCCUUUGCUCGUUAUUCCAUACUCAACGGAUCCCAGGAUCACUUCAUAGACUCCUUAUUGAAGCUAAGGGCUAGGGUACCAUCAGUCAAAGGCCUCCUCUGUGAUAUUGCAGAGCUAAUGGAUCCUGAAUUAGUACUGGUUUCUCCUCUAAUGCAUGUUAGUCUCUUCUCUCAGUCCGAGGAUGUUGUGUAUUUGCUGGAGAAGUUCCUUCAUCAUGUUUCCCUGGCUACACUCCAGGCUACACUAGUCAAGGCAUUGAGCACCCCUCCUGAAAAAGAUGUCAGUUCUUCUUUGUUGUUGAACCUCCUCUGGGCUAGUUUGCACUUGCCUAAUCUCUGGCAGGGGAAAGUAAAGAAAGAAGCAAUCAUAGACAGCAAUUUAUGCAUGGGAAUUGAAGAGAUUCAUCAGUUAGAGCUCUCCACCAAUCAGUUGCAUAACAUUGUCGAGCACAUUUUGAAAGAAAUGUCACAAAGUCAUGAUAAUGGCAGGAGCCACUGUUCACUGCUCUCAUCAACCUACCUACCACUACUGGUUACCUGUUCCAGGAAUAAAACUAGAAUGGUUGCCAGAUAUAUAUCAGAGCAUAGCUCCAGUCAUGCCCCAUACCUAUUAUUACUAUUGUAUUAUGGUGAUCCAUCAGUUAGCUCAUUCCUAAAUCAUUCGAUUUACUCUGAGCCUUCGUCUUUCUCUCUUCCAUCCAAGAUGGACUCCUAUCUUCAUUACCUACUCACUGCAAUGACCAACGUGUCUUCGGAAAUUGAUUCUAAUGUCCGUAGAAUGACAGCUGCUAGUUUAUUGUGUCGACAGAUAUCAGUUGCCCACCCAUUACUGAUCUUAAGGCAUCUGCCUCUCCUUGGUUGCCUUUUGAAAGGCCGGACUCAUUUGAAUUCAAGAAAGUUCAGUUCUCAGCAUCAAAUUGUCUUCAAUAAUAUAUUCCACUUGCUUCAUUUGCUGAGGCCGCUAAUAUUCUCUAAGAGCGCUGAUCUCGAGUCUUGUUUGGAAUCUUUCAUGUCCUACUUGAAAAACCAGUGCCUCAGUGCUUCGGUCCCACACAGUCUCUUUAAUAAAGUAUUGUCAUUUCUCACCGAGUACUGUCAGCAGUCGCGAGAUCAAGCACGAAAGUUCCUCUCCUCACACUCUGAAACUUUAGAGAGUUUAAGAGAUGCCUUUCCAAAGCAAAAGAAAGUUCUACAGGAAAUUCUAAAUGUCCUUCCAUCCAAAUCGAAGGGUUCUUUUGUCCGCGAGAAAUCCCUUGAAAUUGAGGGAACGCCCCCCGUGUCAUCACUACUGACACAGAGUCACUCUUAUACACAAGUACUCCCUUUUUUAAGGAAAUUAGAAUACGGACAGACUCAAGAAGAUGUAUUACAAGUUUUAAAGGAUCUUGAAGACAGCUCUCUUAGAUCAAUAGACAUCCUUCAUCACUUCAUACCUGUCCUUUGUCGUGUUAUUCAGAGCUCUGAUAUCUCUUGUGUCAAGAUAGCUCACGAAAUCAUCUUACGAUACCUGAGGCACGAUCCAUCUUCAUUGCCGGACAUACUACCCUCAAUAAUGGCGUCGCUAAAUUCACCAAAUUACUUAAUAUCUAUGACUGCCAUACCUUACAUAGGGGAAAUAAUACUUCUCUCAUCAGGUAAAGAAGCAUCUCAAUUGCUCUCUUGUCUGUUUCAUUAUGCUGUGGCAUCGCCAGUCAACUGUGGCCAGGAGUUGAAACAAGUUGUUUCGUCACUCACUCUGCAUAUAGCAGUUUAAAAGCACCUAUUUUUCUCACCUUUUCUUGUCAUUUUUGUUGUUGCAAAGAUAUCUAAUUUUAUCUAUUAA
This is a messenger RNA of Amphimedon queenslandica, 5502 nucleotides long. Its product is annotated as integrator complex subunit 1-like. The record is from RefSeq and is a predicted model, not a curated record. Gene Ontology annotation, cellular component: integrator complex. Lineage: Eukaryota; Metazoa; Porifera; Demospongiae; Haplosclerida; Niphatidae. Bases 40 to 5433 code for a protein of 1797 amino acids. Gene Ontology annotation, biological process: U2 snRNA 3'-end processing. The transcript is spliced from 24 exons.